Molecule: messenger RNA, 645 nt
Organism: Candida albicans SC5314
Lineage: Eukaryota; Fungi; Ascomycota; Pichiomycetes; Serinales; Debaryomycetaceae
Gene: PGA57
Product: Pga57p
Exons: 1
Coding region: 1-645 (214 amino acids)
Source: RefSeq, a predicted model, not a curated record
AUGCUAUUUACUCAACUAAUAAUUUUAUUUACAUUUAUUUCACAAAUUAUAUGUGUAUCUAUUUCAGAUCUUAAUAAUAUUGCGUUAAUUCAAUUCACAAAACGAAGAGGUAGUAGUGGUCAUUCAAGUGGCGGUGGUCAUUCAAGUAGUGGUAGCCAUUCAAGUGGUGGUGGUCAUUCAAGUAGUGGAAGUUCAAGUAGUGGAAGUAAAGGUGGUGGAUCCAGCAGCGGCUCUAGCAGUGGGUCUAGCAGUGGAACUAAAGGAGGUGGAAGUUCAAGUGGAAGUUCAUCUGGUAGUAGAAAUUGGGGUAGUAAUCAAUACCAUUGUACGGGAAAUUCUUGUGGAUAUGGUAAUUACUUUGCACCAUCAGCAGCAGCAGCAGCAGUAGGUUAUGGUACUGGUCGUUAUACUGGAGGCACUAAAUAUGGAAAUAAUCAAUAUCAUUGUUCAGGAAGCACUUGUGGUUAUGGUAAUUAUUAUGCCCCAACAGCAGCUUCAGCAGCUGCUGGAUAUGGUUCAGCAAGAUAUGCUGGACAACAUAAUAAUUCGACUUCCACCAAGACUUCUUUUGGUGUGUCAUUAAAUAUUCCUUCCACUCAUUUUUAUGUGAUUGGUUUAGCUGCUGCAUAUUCAAUUGUAUUAUAA